UCUGACACCACCAGAGUGUCGGUAGUGGCGGUUGUGGCGGCAGUGUGGUGGUGGUGGCGGCAGCUACGGCAGUGUGGUGGUGGUGGCAGCUACGGCAGUGUGGUGGUGGCGGCAGCUACGGCAGUGUGGUGGUGGCGGCAGCUACGGCAGUGUGGUGGCGGCAGCUACGGCAGUGUGGUGGCUGGCAGCUACGGCAGUGUGGUGGUGGUGGCAGCUACGGCAGUGUGGUGGCGGCUCCUCCACCUCAUACCUCCCUUAACCACAUCAUCAUCAACAACAACAACAGAUUGUGGAGUGUGAGUGAGCAUUAUAAGCAGUCUUACUACCAGUACCACCAUGGCUGAUUCUACUCUCUUCAGUUGAAGUAUCUGGUUGGUGUCAAAUGUUAAGGUGUAAAAUUAGAAGAAGAAUUUUAUUACUUAACACUUUCAUAAAUGUUAGAAAACAUCACUCAAGAUGGAACAGGAAUCUUCUAACCAGUUAGAAGGUUCGGUUGUUAAAAGUGAAGUCUUUAAAAAUGUGCAUACACACAUCUCCCCUCCACCUAUACCAGUAGAAGCUAUUGAAGAAGAUGGGGUGGAACUGGCCCCAUCCUCCAAAUUUGAAAUACUGGAAGAACAAGUAAGUGAAAAGAGGGCAAAGACUGAUGAAGACGGUGUACCGCUAGGCUGUGCUGACACAUGGCUGGGGAAACAAAAAGUGGAUCAAGUGACAGCAUCGUCUUCUGAGGAGGAGAUAUCUAGCACACCAGAAAAAACAGUUCAGAGGAAGAAGAAAAGAACAAAACCAAAGAGUCAAGCUGUUCUAGAUAGAGAGAAAAAAGUUCUGAACGUUGAAGAUGUUUUGUCUUCCACUCCACUAGACUUGGAGGCACUUCGUGAACUUGCUAUUGGUGAGGGAGGUCUUGUCAGAGGUAAGACACUCUUGGGUAUUUUUAUAAACAUGAGCAUUCAGUAAAUAUCUUUCUUAUGC
Cherax quadricarinatus is the source of this 972-nucleotide messenger RNA. The record is from RefSeq and is a predicted model, not a curated record. Lineage: Eukaryota; Metazoa; Arthropoda; Malacostraca; Decapoda; Parastacidae.